Molecule: messenger RNA, 396 nt
Organism: Bombus terrestris (buff-tailed bumblebee)
Lineage: Eukaryota; Metazoa; Arthropoda; Insecta; Hymenoptera; Apidae
Product: cyclin-dependent kinase 11B-like
Exons: 2
Coding region: 1-396 (131 amino acids)
Source: RefSeq, a predicted model, not a curated record
AUGUAUACUGGACCCAAGGAAGUGGCGAAGCAACGUGGAAGAUCAACGUCGGCGAACGCCACUGGAAAAGAAAGGGGAAUAGGUCGACGUGUACAGACGACGAAGAGAACACGUUUCCUUGAUCCUGCUCGGCGUGCAACUGGUCCCGCGUGUACGGCGAAAGAUCGGGCAUUUAGUGGUGAACCGAGACCAGCAACGGGAAGAGAAAGAACCGAACGAAAACUCGGCUCAUUUCCUUCCAAUUUUUCCACAUCUGAUGAAGAAGGAAAGGAAGAAGAAGUAGAAGUAGGAAAAGAGAUAGAAGAAGAGACAGAAGAAGGAGAAGGUGGAGAAGAAGGAGAAGAAGAAGAAGCAAGAGAAGAACCAGAAGAACAAGAAGGAGGAAGACGCUCCUGA